AUGAAUCGCCCCUUUAUCAAAGUCUUGACUGCUUUAUUUGCAUGUUUAAUGGAGACCAACAACAGCAGGGUGGUGGAUGCCAAGGAGCAUGAGUCCAGAUCAGGAUCUACUACUAACUUGUCUCCCUCAGACUUUCUGGACUCAUUGAUGGGUAGAACAUCGGGUUAUGAUGCACGAAUAAGACCUAACUUCAAAGGUCCCCCAGUUAAUGUUACCUGCAACAUAUUUAUCAACAGCUUUGGUUCUAUAGCAGAAACUACAAUGGAUUACAGAGUGAACAUCUUCCUGCGACAGAAGUGGAGAGACCCUCGGCUGGCGUACAGCAAAUACCCAGACUCCUCUCUGGACCUGGAUCCGUCCAUGUUGGAUUCUAUCUGGAAACCUGACCUGUUCUUCGCCAAUGAGAAAGGUGCCAACUUCCAUGAUGUCACCACAGACAACAAGCUCCUGAGGGUCUUCAAAGAUGGUACCGUCCUGUACAGUAUCAGGUUGACUCUCAUUCUAUCUUGUCCAAUGGAUCUGAAGAACUUUCCCAUGGACAUGCAGAUCUGUACCAUGCAACUGGAGAGCUUUGGCUACACUAUGAAUGACUUGAUCUUUGAGUGGGAGAGCAAGGACAAAAAUCCGGUGCAGGUGGCCGCAGGGCUGACCCUCCCCCAGUUUAUCAUGAGAGAUGAGAAGGAGCUGGGAUACUGUACCAAAAGCUACAACACCGGUAAAUUCACCUGCAUUGAGGUGAAGUUCCACUUGGAGAGACAGAUGGGUUACUACCUGAUCCAGAUGUACAUCCCCAGCCUCCUCAUUGUCAUCCUCUCCUGGGUCUCCUUCUGGAUCAACAUGGACGCCGCGCCCGCCAGGGUAGCGCUGGGCAUCACCACUGUGCUCACCAUGACAACCCAGAGCUCCGGCUCCAGAGCCUCCCUUCCUAAGGUGUCCUAUGUGAAGGCCAUUGAUAUCUGGAUGGCCGUGUGUCUCCUGUUUGUAUUCGCUGCCCUACUGGAAUAUGCUGGGGUUAACUUUGUUUCCAGGCAACAGAAGGAUUUACUUCGCUUGAGGCGAAGACAGAGGCGGACACACAAGGAUGACGACAUGAGGGAUGGCCGCUUCAAUUUCUCUGGUUACGGCAUGACUCAGUGUCUGAAGGAUGGGCCGGCUGUUAAAAACGCCGUCUCAAACCCCAGCUCAGCACCACCAACUCCUAAAGAGAAAGAGGUGAUAAGAAAAAGGUUUGUGGACAGGGCCAAGAGGAUUGACACUGUGUCCCGAGCAGCCUUCCCUAUGGCCUUCCUCCUCUUCAACAUCUUCUACUGGAUAACAUACAAGGUCAUCAGGCAUGAGGACAUUGGCAUGCAGUCAGGGUAGUCGCUCUGCCCGGCAGGUUUUACCUAUGGAACCCUCAUCUCUCUCUCACUCUAAUUUUACUGAAUGAGAAAUGAUUGGACAGCAGUGAGACUACUUUAUGUUGUGGGACUGUACAUGGAGGAGAGGCACAGUGAUGCUGGGGGUGGUGGUGUUCUUUCAGGGAUAAUUGGUAGGUGUUCAAGCAAAAUCGAAUAGACUAAUGCACAUGUUUUAGAUGAACAAGUGGUGAGGCACAGAUAUAUUCCUAUGUGUUAAUGCAUCCUGGAGAUUCUACUGGGUUUUUACUCAAGGCACAGAGCAAUGAUGUAAAAAAGUGGACCACAUUUUAUGAGACAAUACUGCCUUUGCAU
Molecule: messenger RNA, 1712 nt
Organism: Oncorhynchus masou masou (cherry salmon)
Lineage: Eukaryota; Metazoa; Chordata; Actinopteri; Salmoniformes; Salmonidae
Product: glycine receptor subunit alpha-2-like
Exons: 9
Coding region: 1-1362 (453 amino acids)
Biological process (GO): regulation of membrane potential; chloride transmembrane transport; nervous system process
Cellular component (GO): synapse; plasma membrane; neuron projection
Molecular function (GO): transmitter-gated monoatomic ion channel activity involved in regulation of postsynaptic membrane potential; glycine binding; chloride channel activity
Source: RefSeq, a predicted model, not a curated record